Haliaeetus leucocephalus (bald eagle) is the source of this 2547-nucleotide messenger RNA. It is a transcript of the gene NCKAP5L, whose product is annotated as NCK-associated protein 5-like. Gene Ontology annotation, biological process: microtubule depolymerization; microtubule bundle formation. The transcript has 13 exons. Gene Ontology annotation, cellular component: microtubule plus-end. The record is from RefSeq and is a predicted model, not a curated record. Lineage: Eukaryota; Metazoa; Chordata; Aves; Accipitriformes; Accipitridae. Bases 1 to 2547 code for a protein of 848 amino acids.
AUGUCUACGCUCCCUUGCGAAUCCUCGCUCGCGCCGAGUCACGGCGGAGCCCGUUGGUGGGACGCGUGUGGAAACCUGCAGGCGCCGGCGUCCUCACCCACCACGGGGCUGAACCGCAGCUCCAGCUCCUCUGCAGGGGUGAUUCCUGGAGCGGUGACACUACGGAGGGACGGGGCUGGGGACAUCCCGAGCGAGCCAGCAAUGUCGGAGAGCGUGGCCGAGGUGCCGGGAGACGGGAGCCCCACGGUGCUCGGCGAGACGGACACCAGCCAUGAGCUGCUGCAGCGGCUGCGGGAGCUGGAGGCGGAGAACUCGGCCCUGGCCCAGGCCAACGAGAACCAGCGGGAGACGUACGAGCGCUGCCUGGACGAGGUCGCCAACCACGUGGUGCAGGCGCUGCUCAACCAGAAGGACCUGCGCGAGGAGUGCAUCAAGCUGAAGAAACGGGUCUUCGACCUGGAGCGCCAGAACCAGGCACUGAGCGACCUCUUCCAGCAGAAGCUGCAGCUCUCGGCUGGAUCCUUGCCCCAGGUGACCCCAUUGGUGCCGUCGGGUAGCCCCGGGCUCAGCCCCAGCGCUGCCCCCCUGGAUGCCCUCUCCCCCUUCUUCAAGAAGAAAGCCCAAAUCCUGGAGGUGCUGCGCAAGCUGGAGGAGACGGACCCGCUGCUGGGGCCCUCCCUGGCCUCCCCCGGCUCCCCGGAGCCCUGCGCCGCCCCGGGACCCCCCGCCAGCGGGGAACGGGUGGCUGCCUCCCCCCCCAGCACCCGCCGUGGCACGGGGGGCUCGGCCCCCUCCCGCCGUCCCGGCAAGAAGCCCCCGGAGCCGGGCUACUUGCCCUUCAAGGAGCGUUUAGCCGCCCUGGGCAAGCUGCGGGGGGCUGAGGGCCGCGAGCCCCCUGGCCCAGGGCGGCCUGAGCGGGGCCAUGGGGCUGAGCCGCGACCCCCUCCCCGGGGGAGUUUGGGGGGCAGCCUGAAGCACCCUGAGCCGGCGCAUGGCGGGGAGCCCCUGGCCCGGUGCUACUCCUCUGGCUCCAUGGCUGCCCGCAGCCCCCACGGCAGCCCCACCAAGCUGCCCACCAAGGCAGGCGCCGGCAAAACCGGGACGCCACGGGGCGAGGAGCCGGUGGGAGCUAAGGCGGCAGGGGUCCCCCACAAAACGCCACCGGCCCCCGAGCCCCCCGGCACGGGGCCGCCGCCGGGUGCCGCCGGGCACUCGGCCAUCGAGGAGAAGGUGAUGAAGGGCAUCGAGGAGAACGUGCUGCGGCUGCAGGGGCAGGAGCGGGCACCGGCGGGAGAAGCCAAGGGGAAGGCUGCCGGCGGUUUGGCCAGCUGGUUUGGGUUGCGCCGUAGCAAGUUGCCGGCUCUGAGCCGUCGCGGCGAUGGCAGCCGUGGCCGGGAGUGGGCCGGGACGCCGGCUCCCCUACGCCGGGAGGUCAAGUUGGCCGCCCGCAAGCUGGAAGCCGAAAGCCUCAACAUCUCGAAGCUGAUGGAGAAGGCGGAGGAUCUGCGCAAGGCGCUGCGGGAGGAGCACGCCUUCUUGCAGGGGCUGGCGCUGGAGAAGGGGCGACCGCGCGGGCCCCCCCGAGGUCCCGGCCAUCUCCCGGUGAUGUACCAGGAGGUGACGGCCGAAACCUUCAUGCAGCAGCUGCUCGACAGGGUGGACGGGAAGGACGUGCCCUACGAGAGCCGCCUGGAGCGCAAGCGGGAGCUCUGCGACCUCCGCCGGGCCCCCCCCGACACCAAAGACCCCCGGCUCUGCCGCCUGCCCCGCAAUGGCAUCGUGGGACAUCUGCAAGAGCCCCCUGACAAGGGAGGGGGGCACUGGGGUGGACCGCCCCCCCCCGCACCAGCACUGAUGCCUCCCCUUGCGCCAGCAGCCUGCGGGUCACUGACGCGGACACUGGACAGCGGGAUUGGGACCUUCCCGCCCCCUGACUACGGGGGGGUCCCUGCCAAGAGCACCCCCAAACCACGAGGCCGCCCCGAGCCGCUGCCCGGCGCUGUGCCGGCGCGGCCGCCCGCCAUCACCAAAGUGCCGCGCAAGGCCCGGACGCUGGAGCGGGAAGUGACCAGCGCGGAGGAGCUGCUGGUGGCCGGCAAACACCGGAGCGCCCCGGUGUGCCGCCCCCCAGCACCCCCUGGCCCGCAAGGCCACCGCGCCAGUCCCCAAGAUGCUGGUGACGAUGCCGGGAAGCCACGGCAUGUCCAGCAGAGCAAGAACUGGACCUUCCCCAACGCCAAAGCCUGUGGCACUGCCGACCCCUUCCUCUGCCCCCCUGGGGGGCUGGAGGGGCUGCACCGUCCCGCACUGGCCCCCGUCUGCAGCCCAGCAGGGUGUCGAGGGGCGUCCCCGGAGGCCCCCCCGCCGCUGCCCCCAGCCCUGAGUGCCAGCAGCAGCCGGACGCCCAGUGCCUCGGACGUGGGGGACGAGGGCAGCACGGAGGCCCAGUCACGGGAUGGGGGGCACGGCCCCCCAGGGCUGGAGCACUCCGAGUCGCUCAGUGACUCGCUGUAUGACAGCCUCUCCUCCUGCGGCAGCCAGGGUUGA